CUUACAUGUUCAGCUGUUGUACGUGGUGAUAAUACGUUUGAACUCAAAGCUGUUGACUGCACUUUCAAGUACUGGACAGUUUGUGAUAUAUCUGGAGUAAUCAAGCAUAUGCGACUCACAGACACGUAUCAGUCGGCCAUCAGUAGGUGUGCUUCGUUAAAUGGUAAAAUACUGAGCACUUUAGAUAAUGUUCAUAAUUUUGAGUUUGGAAGAGAGUACUGGUCAAAUAUCUACAGGGCCAAGGUUCGCAAAUGGAUCACUGAUGAAGUGUUUCAUGAAAUCUGCAAUCAAGUUCAACAAUUCGUAAAUAUUGAUUGUGUAUAUUUAAAAGUGAUAUACAGGAAAGUUAAGUACAUUCCAUUACCUUGUAAAUAUGCAUACAAGGCAAUCUGCAAACCAAAACAACCAGGAGAUCUAGGUGACAUUCGACAUUGUCCAGCUGUUGGUAAUACAGAUAUUUUCACUUGAGU
Molecule: messenger RNA, 470 nt
Organism: Mytilus trossulus (common blue mussel)
Lineage: Eukaryota; Metazoa; Mollusca; Bivalvia; Mytilida; Mytilidae
Exons: 3
Coding region: 109-468 (119 amino acids)
Source: RefSeq, a predicted model, not a curated record